This is a messenger RNA of Nicrophorus vespilloides, 4242 nucleotides long. RefSeq lists its product as uncharacterized. The transcript is spliced from 27 exons. Bases 54 to 4118 code for a protein of 1354 amino acids. Gene Ontology annotation, molecular function: acyltransferase activity, transferring groups other than amino-acyl groups. The record is from RefSeq and is a predicted model, not a curated record. Lineage: Eukaryota; Metazoa; Arthropoda; Insecta; Coleoptera; Silphidae.
AAAGUGUUUGGAUUCGUUUAUCAGCUCAGUUUGGCUCGUGCCGUCGUCGAACAAUGUGGUUAAGACUUUUAUUUCUCUGUGCAAUUGCAGCAGCAUCUUCAGAUGUUGUCUUCAAGCCUUUGGAUAUCCAGGAAUGCGUACCGAAUGAUCCAGAUGCACCGACGUGCAACGAGUACCUAUGUGAAAUGGUGAAUUCAGCUUUCGAAAAGAAGAAAUUAUGGGCUGUGAAAAUGGUGGACUCAUGGUCAAAACUGCCAUCAGGAAUUAUAGAAGGAAACAUGCAGGACUACGGAUCUUUCGACGAGUGUUUAAGAAUCGUUGGCAAGAGCAAAAACCUUGGUCUAAUCCACGGAAAAUACUGUCUUGGCGACGUCAAAAUUAAAGAGUUUCCUGUACGAUUCGGAAUUUGCGUUCCAGACAAAUGCAACAGCUCUGAUCUAAGCGAAUUCAUGAUGAACAACAUUGAAGACGUAGAAAAUUCAACUUUUACAAAAGAAUAUUGCCAAACGAAAGACUCAGCGCCAGAAUAUACAGCCGGAGAUAUCAUUGUUAUAUUAUUCUUUUCAGUUAUACUUUUAAUAGUUUUAUUCUCCACUUUGUAUGAUUUGUUCUUGGAUUACACGGAUUUACUACCUUACUCAGAUUUCCUAUUGGCGUACUCGCUUUGGACGAAUGGUAGAAAACUGUUCUCAAUAACAGAAAAUAGGAAUGAUCAUUUGAACUGUUUAAAUGGUAUUAGAUCUUUGACUAUGAUGUGGAUUCUAUUGGCACACGGUUAUAACACUAAGCUUCUUGGCGGUAUUACUAAUACGAAAGACGUGGAUGAGUGGUACAAAAACUAUUCAAGUAUGACCAUUCUCGGUUCAACUGUUGCUGUCGAUACUUUCUUCCUUCUUGGUGGAAUUGUUCUGGUUUACGUUUAUAUGAAGUCCAAAAUGAAAGGAAACGUUUAUCAAUCAACUUUAUCAAUGUACAUUCAUAGAUACGUUAGGUUAACACCAGCAGUGGCUGCUUUAAUACUCAUUCAUGUUACCUUAAUAAAACAUAUGGGCAGUGGUCCUGUUUGGCCAAAAAGUUAUCCUUUUAUGAUGAAAUUCUGCAAGGAAUAUUGGUGGUCACUUUUACUUUAUGUACAAAAUUACGUAAAUCCACAGUCAGAGUGCAUUGGACAAACUUGGUACCUAUGCGUAGACAUGCAACUCUUCAUAUUAUCCCCAAUAAUUCUCAUACCAUUGAAAAAGUACCCCAAGUACGCAUUAAGCGGAUUAAUUUUGCUUACAUCCGUAAGCAUGGGUGGAAUCUUUUACACCGCCUGUUACUACAAUCUCAGAGGUAUUGAGAGAAAAGGACCACCAGAAAGCAUUACCAAAUAUUACGUAACCACUCACACGAGAGCUCCACCUUACUUGAUAGGAAUGAUCGUUGGAUACUUCAUAUACCUUCGCAAAUGUUCGGGAAACAACUUCAAGAUCAACAAGAAAUUAAAUAUGGUUUUAUGGAUAGCCUCGCUCAUUGUACUCUUCACGUGCACUUUCGCAGGAAAGGAUUUGCUGAACACUGUGGAAUAUCAGAAAUAUACACAUGUAAUCUACCUAACUUUUUUGAGACCAUCCUGGGCUGUAGCCCUUUCAUGGGUGAUCUUUGCUUGUGUAACUGAUAAUGGAGGUCUUAUUAAUAAGUUUUUAUCCAUGUCGAUCUUCCAAGUUCUCAGUAGAUUAACUUAUGGCAUGUUCUUAAUCCAUUACUCGCAACUUUCAGUAUGUGAGUUAAACCAACGUAUUAGACCAUGGUUUUCAGACGGUUCACUUCUGUUAGAAUUUUGGUAUAACUUUGCCAUCACCUUCCUCUUAGCAGUUGCCCUAUGCUUGACCUUCGAAUCUCCUAUCAUAAUUCUAGAAAAAUGCAUCCGAAAUAGACUUUCAGGAAAUUAUCAACCGGAUGGUAACAGUAUGAAAGAAACAAUAAACAUAGUUAUCCCAAGGAUAAUUCCGGUUCCGCCCGUGGAUUCCCCAUACACGGAACCACUGAAGUGGACCCGCAUAAAUCUCCAAUUUGUCACAUUGUCCCAAUUGAAUAAAAUUUAUCAAACUGAUUGGAUCCGUUUAUCGGCUCAGUUUGGCUUGUGCCGCCGUCGAAUAAUGUGGUUAAGACUUUUGUUUCUCUGUGCGACUGCUGCAGCAUCCUUAGAUGUUGUCUUCAAACCUUUGGCAAUGCAGGAAUGCGUAGCGAAGGAUCCGAAUGCACCGACGUGCAACGAGUACCUCUGCGAGAUGGUGUAUUCAGCAUUCGAAAAGAACAGAUUAUGGGCUGUGAAAAUGGUGGACGCUUGGUCCAAACUACCUCCAGGAAUUAUAGAAGGGAACAUGCAGGAUUUAGGAUCUUACGACGAGUGUUUAGGAAUUGGUGCGAACAACUCAAACCUCGGUCUGAUCUAUGGAAAAUACUGUCUCGGCGACGUCAAACUUAAAGGAUUUCCAGUACGAUUCGCAAUUUGCGUUCCAGACAAAUGCACCACCUCUGAUCUCAACGAAUUCAUCAAGAACAACAUUGAAGACAUAGAAAAUCCGGCUUUCACCGAUGAAUAUUGCCAAACGAAAGACGGAGCGCCAGAAUACACGGCUGGAGACAUCACUGUUAUAGUGUUUUUCGUCGUUAUACUUUUUAUAGCUUUAUGCUCCACUUUUUACGACAUGUUCUUGGAUUAUACCGAUUUACUACCUUAUUCAGAAUUCCUACUGACGUUUUCACUUUGGACGAAUGGUAGAAAACUGUUCACGAUUACAGGAAACAGAAAUGAUCAUCUGAGCUGUUUGAAUGGUAUUAGAACUUUGAGCAUGAUGUGGGUUAUAUUGGGACACGGUUAUAACACUAAGCUUCUCGGUGGUAUUACUAAUAUGAGAUACGUUGAUUCGUGGUUCAAACUCACUUCAAGUAUGAUGAUUGUCGGAGCUACUGUAGCUGUCGAUACUUUCUUCCUUCUCAGUGGAAUUGUUCUUGUUUACGUCUAUAUGCGAACCAAAAUUCAAGGAAACGUUUUUCUAUCAACUUUAUCAAUGUACAUCCACAGAUAUGUCAGAUUAACUCCAGCAUUAGCUGCUUUAUUACUCAUUCAUGUGACGUUAUUAAAACACAUGGGAAAUGGUCCUUUUUGGCCAAGAAGUUAUCCUUACAUGAUCCAAUUCUGCAACGAAUAUUGGUGGUCAGUUUUACUUUAUGUACAAAAUUACGUAAAUUCAGAUAGAGAGUGUAUUGGACAAAGUUGGUACCUAUCUGUAGACAUGCAACUCUUCAUAUUAUCCCCAAUAAUACUCAUACCAUUGAAAAAAUUCCCCAAAUACGUAUUGAGCGGAUUGGUUUUGCUGACAGCCAUAAGCAUGGGUGGAACCUUCUACAUCGCCUGUUACUACAAUCUCAGAGGCCUUGAACAGAUAGGAAACAUGAAUACCCUCACCAAGUAUUACGUAACCACUCACACGAGGGCUCCACCGUAUCUGAUAGGAAUGAUCGUCGGUUACUUCAUAUACCUUUGCAAACGUCCUGGCGGCAACUUCAAGAUCAAUAAGAUAUUAAAUGUGGUUUUAUGGUUAGCUUCGCUCACAGUACUCUUCGCGUGCACAUUCGCAGGAACGGAUUUGCUGAACGCUGAGGACUAUCAGAAGUAUCUACAUGCUUCUUACCUAACUUUUGUGAGACCCUCUUGGGCUGUAGCCCUUUCGUGGGUAGUCUUCUCUUGUGUAACUGAUAAUGGAGGUCUUAUUAAUAAGUUCUUGUCCAUGCCGAUCUUCCAAGUUAUGAGUAGAUUAACUUAUAGCAUGUACUUAAUCCAUUACACUUUACUUUCGAUAUUUGUGUUAUCCCAACGUACUGCAAUCAGGUUUUCAGAUGGUGCACUUAUGUUGGAAUUUUGGUCUAACUUUGCUAUCACCUUCUUCUUAGCAGUUGCCCUAAGUUUGACCUUCGAAUCUCCCAUUAUAGUUCUAGAAAAAUGCAUCCGAAAUAGACUUUCAGGAAAUUAUCCAUCGGAGAAUAAUAGUAUAACGGAAACAAUAAACAUAGUUAUACCAAGGAUAAAUCCAGCUCCGCCCGUGGAUUCCCCGUACACGGAACCACUGAAGUAAAUUAAACCACAAUUAGAAUCGUACGAUGUCGAAUGAAUAUUUUAUGCAACACCACCGCCGGACGCAGAGCGGAUUGGUGACCCAUCUCCAUAUGUACAAAACGCAUUCGUAGUAUGCAAGAAUU